AUGUCGACUCCUCAAACCGCUACCGCUACCCUUGCCUCGAACCACUACCAAUCCCAUCAGUAUCUUCCAGCCAUGACCGACUACUCGUAUCCCCCACAACCAUAUGCCAACGGCUAUCCUCCACCAUCACGGCCUGUCAAUACCAACACUACAACUGCCGCUCCUGCGCCUUAUCCCGCUCCACCCUCGACUGCCGCCUCUUCAAACGGCACUGCAGCCAAGAGAUCGAGAAAUCAACCCGUUGACUGGAAUGAAUUCUUUGGCGGCAAGCCUCCCAAAGAAAUCAUAGUCAUUGACGAUGAUGAUGACGAAGAAGCGCCCGCUGCCAACCACGCAUAUCAAAACCCCGCCGCUCCCGCCAGCACAACCCAGCAACACACGGACAAGCGCAGAAAGACAACAAACUACGACCCCGUCUACCACCAUGCCGAGUACUCCAACACUCACACACCUUACUAUGACGCCGCCUCAACCGACCAGAAUUCUACAUCAUACAAAACGUCGGCUGCCACAUCCCUAGCCUCGCAACCAAGUGCGAGCGCCUACACCGAAGAUGCUGCCACCGGCCAGAAACGCAAGAGGACCACCCGUCAGGCUGCUGCCGACCAAAAGAAGCGCGAAGUCAUCACUCGUCCCGAUCCCUUCGCCGAGUAUGUUCCUCCACCCAAGCCACCGCUCAAGGCCAAGGAUGUCUUUGUGCCCUUGGUGCCAGAUGUAUGUUUAGCCAAUGCCUGUUCAAGUGCUUCAUUUGCUGACACAGACUCGAUCGUGAAACUCCUCGGUCAAGGCACGUUCGGCAAGGUUGUGCAAGCCUUCGACCGCAGGAGAAAUGCCGAUGUGGCCAUCAAGAUCAUUCGUUCUGUGCAGAAAUACCGCGAUGCUAGUCGCAUCGAGUUGAGGGUCUUGUCGACUCUGGCCUGCAACGACAAGCACAACCGCAACAAGUGUAUCCACCUGCGAGACACGUUUGACUUCCGCAACCACAUCUGCAUUGUCACCGACCUCUUGGGCCAGAGCGUCUUUGACUUCCUCAAGAGCAACACCUUUGUACCAUUUCCCAGCACUCACAUUCAGCAAUUUGCUCGCCAGCUCUUUACGAGCAACAUUCUCCUUGUACAGAACCACUACCAAACCUUCACAUAUAACCGCAACAUCCCCUCGUCGUCAAACACAAAUCCUCGCUCGGCAAAGUUCCGCAGGGUCUUGCUGGAUCCCGAAAUUAGACUCAUCGACUUUGGUUCAGCCACCUUCGACGACGAGUACCACUCGUCUGUUGUCUCGACCCGACACUACCGUGCCCCCGAGAUUAUACUCAACCUUGGAUGGAGCUUCCCUUGCGAUAUCUGGAGCAUAGGUUGUAUUCUUGUUGAGUUCUUCACCGGCGACGCCUUAUUCCAGACGCACGAUAACUUGGAGCAUCUGGCAAUGAUGGAGGCCGUGUGCAAUACCCCUAUCGACAAAGCCCUUGUCCGUCAAGUCACCUCUGGCCGUGGCAGCAACAAAAACUCUGCUGCAGCUUACUUCAGACGUCAACAACUCGAUUACCCUCAGAGCGACACUCCCCGCUCGUCUCGCAAGUUUGUCAAGGCGAUGAAACCUCUUCAUGAGAUUAUACCAGCCCACAACGAGUUCAACCGCAAGUUCCUUGACCUGCUCAAGAAGAUCUUUGUCUAUGACCCAAAGAAGCGUAUCACAGCACACCAAGCUCUGCAGCAUGAUUGGUUCAAAGAACACUACGAAGACGACGGCACCGAAGCCGAAAAGAUCAAGAUUGAGAGACAACGUGCCGCUCGUGUCGAAUCUCAGCGAAGUCAACAGCACGAUUCACAGGUCGGCCAGCUCAAUCGGUGA
This is a messenger RNA of Aureobasidium musti, 1851 nucleotides long. The record is from the annotation of a GenBank genome assembly. Lineage: Eukaryota; Fungi; Ascomycota; Dothideomycetes; Dothideales; Saccotheciaceae.